Molecule: messenger RNA, 1680 nt
Organism: Arabidopsis lyrata subsp. lyrata
Lineage: Eukaryota; Viridiplantae; Streptophyta; Magnoliopsida; Brassicales; Brassicaceae
Product: protein ROS1
Exons: 4
Coding region: 265-1548 (427 amino acids)
Source: RefSeq, a predicted model, not a curated record
GAAUUUUUUCUAUGUUUUUAAGAAAGGUGAUAGUUUUUUUACCCAUUUUUCCCAUCAUUUCUAUUGCCAAUUUGCGAGCCACUUUUUUAUUACUUUUUAAUUUUUACAUUUUUAUCUUUGGUGAAUUCUCACUUUUACAUAAUAGUCUCCAACGGAAAGACGACGGAGGACGGUGCCCUUAAACCUGUGUAUCAGGCUCAGUUCCGACCGCCACAACGCCGAUCACUCUCAAAUUCUCUCUGGUACUUUAACACUCGACCAACGAUGAAUUCGGCAGAACAAAUCAAUCCGACCAAACCGGAGAGGAGCACAAAGUUAGUGUCUUUCCCCUCCGAUUUGAUGAUUCUGGCCAAUAAAGCGGCGGAGGAGGAUGAGUCGUUACAAAAUGAACAAGCUGGGACUCAGGGAAAGCGAGAGCUUAUGAUGCAACGAAAAGCUAAAUCAACAACAGCAGCAAAAUUUCUUAAAGAAGCUAAAUUGAACAAAGGUCUUGAAUUGUACCAAAUUUAUAAGAGGAAGAAAAGAGUCAACGAGUCUGGUCUUGGAGGUUGCACUAGGUUUCUUAGGAACAACAACUUGUCUCCUACUCUUCAACAUUUGUCUUUUGGAGAUUUAGUGGUUCUGGCGAAUGCAGCAUCGAUUGAUGGUGCCCGAGAAGUGUCUAAGGACGUGGUGGUGGAAGCGGCAGAAGAGUAUUUCCCGGAGAGAGUUGAGGAAGGUAAGCAGAGAGAAUCUGGCGACAUGGACUGUGGAGGAAGUUGCUUUGUGUUAUCUGAGGAGCUGCUGAAAAACCGAGAGUUGAUGCUACAAAAGGGUGAAGCAGCACCAGUGAAGGUUGUUGAAGAAGUUAAACCAAAGAGCGAUCCUUCUGAUGGUUUUCGUGAUGACAAAUUGUUUAAGAAGAAGUAUGUCCGGAGGACAAGAGUGAAGAACAAGGAGCAGCUGGAAUCGACAUCAGUUGGAGCGGUUGCUGGAACUUGUAAUCUUGUCAAGAAGUUGUGCGCACUCAAACCGUCAAGCCUCUUAACUAAUGUGGAUGCAGCAGAGAGAGAAGAAGGGCUGUUGUACAACAAUGGUGAAACUCAAUCAAAAUCUGAACAAGGUCCUUGCAGCGGAGUUAACAACAAGACGAAGAGCGGAGAUGAGACAGAAGGAAACGCAGCUGCAGUUUCCGGGGAAAAGCAGUCUGUUUGUCUUUAUUCAGCAUGGGAACGAGAAUAUCCCAAGAGAAAACGCAGUCUACUGAUAAGAAAACCCAAGGAACCGAAGAAGACAUUGGGUAAGAGCAGAGAAGGAAAGGAACAAGUUUGUGACCAAAUCGACAUUUCUGAACAAGAAGCUGAGACAGAGGAGGAAGGGGAUGUUUCUGAUGCAUCUAACUCUUCUAGUCGCAACUUGUGUAGUAGUUUCAUCUUCAAUGUUCAAUGGAGCAACAAGAGGAAGAGAAAUUGCAUGAAACUAGAGGAAGCACAGAGCAACCGCGCAAUCCUUCUUAUUGCUGUUGAAGCAAUCACCAAUCAUUUGGGUCUCUUAGACAUUAGCAUUUAGGAGAAGAGCUCUUAGCAUAGUCUUCUUAUUUUGUAUCUACUCUUAGCACUGUAGACUACUUUUGUAUCUAGUCUUAGUACCGUAGAGACUAGUUAAGAGAUAAUAUAAUAUAAUCUUUUGAUGUAAAUCAAA